AUGUUUCAAUUUAAACGACGACUGCAUAAUAAUAAGUGUUUGGAAGAAGAAACAAAGAAAUUUCGAAUAACGUAUGAUGACAAAAAAAUUAUUAGUUCUUUCGAAAAUUUAUCAAAUGAACUAUUCUAUGAAAUUUUCGAUUAUCUUGAUGGUUAUGAAAUAUAUAAAGCAUUUUCAAAUCUUAAUAGUCGAUUUCAAGUUCUACUCAUUUCUUCAUGUCUUCGAUUAAAAAUUGAUCUUCGUUCUCUUUCAGAACCUCUCCAACAAAAUUCUGCAAUUGGUAUUAUCAAUACGAACAAACAUCAAAUUAUUUCACUUAAUAUGACUAACUUUGAUCACUAUGAUUCAAGUCUUACACUAUUUAACAUCGAUUCAUCAUUUAGUCGACUUGAAUCAUUAGUGUUAGAUGAUAUGAAAUCAAAUCAACUCAUACCUCUUCUUGUAAGUUUGAUCUCUUUACCUCGUCUAUUCUCAUUGACUAUCUAUUAUGAUGAUGAUCUCAAAGACAUUAGCAAUAUAUAUCAACUAGUUUUCAACUUACCAAUGUUAAAUUAUUAUAAAUUAUCAUUUUUCUCAUUUGAAUCAUUUAUUCCUCUAUCAAUAGCAACCAGCAACCAAUUUAGUAGUAUUAAAUAUCUCGUUAUUGAUCAUUGUUGUACUCUCGAUGAAUUAAUUAAUACAAUUUCAUAUACGCCUCAACUCUGUCGACUAAUUUGUCAACAAUUAAAUGAAUCAGAUGACAACAUCGUAAAAGAUUCACUUAAAAUAAUAUUUAGUCUAACUCGUAUUUCCAUUGCUAGAUGUUAUGUAGUAUUUGAUGAACUAGAAACGUUUCUCACCAAUGUAUCACCUCAAUUAGAAGUAUUACGUAUUCAAACUUUCAAAGAUGUGAAUUAUUUAGAUGCUGAUCGAUGGGAACGAAUUAUUUCACACUAUUUACUUCAUUUAAAUAUAUUUGAGUUUAAAUACGAAGAACUCAUUGAUGAAGAGUUGGAAUCAACUGUCUAUCAUGAAAGACUUAAUGAAUUCAACUCGUUAUUUUGGAUAAAACGACAAUGGUUAUUUAAAAUUUAUAUUGACACAAACUAUUGGGAUGAUAAUGUCAUUAUCUAUGCCAUUUCUUCACACAGAAAAACUCCAGACAAUUCUCAUAAAGAUAAAGAAAAUGAUGAAAAUUUCAUUAAUGAAAUUGAUACUGUUAAUAGUUUAAUCGGUCGAAAACCGGCUGGUCCCAAAGUUCGAUAUGCUGUUGUUGGAGCAGGAUCAAUUGCUCAAAGUGCUUUCAUGCCUGGUAUUCUAGAAACGACUAAUUCAGAAAUGACUGUGUUAUGUAGUGAUGAUGCCGAAAAACGUGAUCAAUUAGCAAAACAAUACAAUUUAAUACCAUAUUCAUAUGAUGAAUUUGAUAAAAUGUUAGAUAAUCAUGAAUGUGAUGCUCUUUAUAUUGCUACACCAAAUUUUCUUCAUAUAAACCAUGUUGUUCCCGCACUCGAAAAAGGUUAUCAUGUUUUAUGUGAAAAAUUGAUGGGAUGUAGUGUAGAAGAAUGUGAAACUAUGAUGGCUGCUCAAAAGAAAAGUGGUGCCAAAUUAAUGAUUGCUUAUCGACUUCAUUGUGAUCCAGGCAAUUUAGAAGUACUUGAACGAGUACGAAAAGGAGAUUUUGGUGAUCCACGUAUAUUUAUAUCAAUGCAUACACAAAAUCUUCGACCAGAUAAUCAUCGUGCUAAAUAUGGAUUUGAUUGUGGUCCUGUUCCUGAUAUGGGUCCAUAUCCAAUUAAUGGUUCACGUACUAUGUUUGGAGAUGAACCUAUUGAAGUUCAAGCUAUGGGAUUAAAAAAUUCUGAACAUAAUUUAGAAAUGGAAUAUGAUACAGUUGCUGUUAAUAUGAAAUUUCCGCGGGAUCGAGUAGCAUCAUUCGUUGUUGGAUAUUCAACAGUUUUGACUACAUUUUAUCGUAUUAUUGGUACACAAGGUGAAAUUAUAGUAGAUCCAGCAUUUAAUUUUGAUAAAGCUGUUUCAUAUACAACUCGAUUUGGUGAAGGUGGUGAAGAUGAAAAAAAGAAAAAUUUUCCGAAAGUUGAUCAAUUUGGUGGUGAAACUGAAUAUUUUUCUGAUUGUAUUUUGAAAAAUAUUGAACCUGAACCAAAUGGUGAAGAAGGUUUAUUAGAUACACGUGUUGUUUAUGCUAUUAAAAAAUCACUUGAAACAGGCAAACCAGUUAAAUUAGAACCAUACAAUCGACUUAGACGAGCUCAAAUGGAUCAAGUACGAUCGGUUUCAUUUGGUAAACCGCCCAAACAAAAGGAUGUUAUUGGUCGUGAUUCGGCAAAACCAGGUUUAGAUGCUACACCAGACACUCGUUAA
Messenger RNA from Rotaria sordida, 2364 nucleotides. Lineage: Eukaryota; Metazoa; Rotifera; Eurotatoria; Philodinida; Philodinidae. The record is from the annotation of a GenBank genome assembly.